Messenger RNA from Trichogramma pretiosum, 1028 nucleotides. RefSeq lists its product as uncharacterized. The record is from RefSeq and is a predicted model, not a curated record. Gene Ontology annotation, biological process: negative regulation of smoothened signaling pathway. The transcript has 3 exons. Lineage: Eukaryota; Metazoa; Arthropoda; Insecta; Hymenoptera; Trichogrammatidae. Bases 308 to 811 code for a protein of 167 amino acids. Gene Ontology annotation, cellular component: ciliary membrane; Golgi apparatus.
UAAUCACAGGUGUUAUUAUCAGGGCGUGCUUUGAAGGACUUCCUUCUUCAUUGUGUAAUCAUAGUAAAUAUUGCAAAUUAUGACAAUUACGUUCUGCUAUGAAAACUGUUGUUUCGUCAUAAACUUUUAACUGUACCGAGUUGGCAAGAUAAAUGAAAUACACAAAACUAAUUUGUUGGGUACAGUCUAUAAAGUAGAAGUUCUGUGCUAAUAUUUAGAUUAAGAGCUAUAGGCUAAUAUUUUGGACUUUUGUCGAUGUUGAAGAAUUGAAUAUAUUAUUGUUGCAUAAAAAAAGUCAGCGUUAGUUAUGGAUAAACUAACAGUGGUCUCAGGAACUUUAUUUUUGGCAGCUGAUAUGUUUGCUCUAGUGGGUCUUGCUAUGCCAGACUGGAUUAUUACUGAUGUCGGAGGGGAAACAAGAUUAGGUUUAUUAUGGUCAUGUAUGACUUUAUACAACAGACCUCAAAUUUGUUACAAACCCGAUUUAAAACCAGAAUGGUGGAUGGCUUUGAUUUGUAUAAUAAUUGGUUGUGCAUUAAUUACAACCACUGUUAUACUUUUGAUCAGUUCUCACUGGGAUAGAAAUGUAAUACCUUACGCUCGAUGGGUCGGAUUUACUGCCAUGGUAUUGUUUUGCCUGGCAGCUGUAAUAUUUCCCAUGGGAUUUAAUAUGGAUGAAAUAGGUGGACAACCUUAUCAAUUGCCUAAUUCACACCAAGUUGGGAUUUCUUACAUAUUAUUUGUUUUAGCUCUCUGGAUAACUGUAAUUUCUGAGCUAUUUGCUGGUAAAGUGUGUUUACCACAAUUUUAGCAUCUUCUGACAAAUUUUUUUUUCUUUUCCCUAUUGUUGAGUAUUUUAUGUAUUCCUUACAUAUAUAGGCGUGACAUUCCAAGACUCGAAGAACUCUUGGAACGUUUCAGGCUAUAAUUUUAUUUUAAUUGUUGAGUUUAUAAAAUUUGUCAGAAACAUCAGUAUUUUCAUAUAAGUAGGUUUUAAGUUACAUUCAUUUUUUUAAAGUCAUUCAAAA